GCGAGGCAAAAAGCCAAAAAGUAAACAUGGCUAGUCAGAGUCCCGAAGCAACUUUCAGUUUGGAUAUUGUACCACAAAUGCUUAAAGAAUUCUCUCUGACUGAACGUGAUAUCAAUAAAGCUGCUGAUGAUGCUGUUAUUCUGAGUCUCGGACUUAAUUUUUACUUAUCACUGGGCCUUUGUCUUGGCCUGUCUGAGUCGGAUAUCGCGGCCGUCAAAAAAGACAAUCACUCAGACCAAGAUAGAGUCGUUGCUUUGUUCUGGAAAUGGCGAGAAAGAAAGGGAUCAGAUGCAACGUACCUCUCAUUAUUGGAAGCUCUUAUCAAAUACGAAAAUAAAGAAGCCGCGGAGAAGUUGUGUCGCAAAAUUCAUGCAUCAAGCAGAUCUACCAAAUCAAGCUUUAAGACGCAAUCAUCUCUGUCUUAUCAAUCCAGAGACAGGCGUCCAAUAAGGCAUCCUAUUAAUCAGUCACAGAAGAAGGUUUGGUGUGAGAAGAAUACUGGCAAUAAAGCAUGGAAGAUCUUUGACCAAUAUCACGAUCGACUGGUCAAUAUUCUUCGAUGUGACAUUGCUCUUUGUGACAGUGUGUUCAAGAUUUUAGCAGAUAAUUUUCUAAUUGGAAUAGCAGAGAAAGAUGUUAUUCAACAGCUGACUAACUUGGAUAUCAAAAGUAAAGCUAUUAUGAGACACGUUUCUAUCUUCAUCAGUAAAGCUAGAAAUCCUAUUCGUGCGUUUGCAAAAUUUUCAGCCAUCAUUCAAGAAUUUGAAAAUUUUAGAGAAAUUUAUAAUGAGAUACAGUUAAAAGCUUCCAAAGUCGAAAUUGUUAUUAAAUCUUCUUUUGUCUUGGUAAAAAAUUCACCGUCUCUCACAAGCAAUAGAGAAUCAUCUGCUAAUUUUUCAGAUGCUGUUUAUGAUGAUUCUUUGUUAACUCCACCUAUUAAGAAGUAUUCACGUCAUUUGAAGAGCUGCUAUAAAAAAGAAAAGCCUGAUCAGAAGUGGUCCCUAGAAAACAUUCCAUCUAGACUUUACAUCAAUCUGGCCGUUGUUUGUAAAAAUGAAGAUUAUCGUGAUUCUUUCUCAAAUUCCACAAUACAUGGCACCAAUGAUGAUAUUUUCUGUCGUAAAAAGUCUCUCUCACUUGAGGAGCUGUGCAGGAUUGAGUAUGGGGAAGCUGUCUUGAUUGAGGGUGCCCCUGGGAUAGGAAAGUCGAUGCUUGCAUUUGAAAUAUGCAGUCGGUGGGUCAAGGGAGAAGCAUUGAAAAAAUAUCCUCUUUUAUUAUUACUUCGUCUGAGAGAUAGGGUUAUAAAAAAUUGUGAGUCAGUGCGAGAGCUUUUGGGUUGUUUUUUGAAGGAGCAGAGUUGGAAGGAUGCUGUUGUUCAAGAUAUUAUCGAUAAUGGCGGAGAGGGUCUCAUUGUUAUUCUUGAGGGAUUCGAUGAGCUACCAGAGCAUCUAACAAAACAAGAUUCUGUAUUUUUUCAAUUUUCAACAGUGUUGCCAUGUGCUUCCUUAGUUUUUACCAGUCGUCCAUCAGCUAAACACUUUCUGAGACUUAAAGUGGAGUUUGAGCUUCAUGUUGAAGUGAUAGGGUUUACUCAUGAAAAUAUCAAUGAAUAUAUUCAGAAAUUUUGUAAAGGUAACAGCGAGCAUAUUAAGACUUUUAAUCAGUAUUUAGAUGAGUCACCAAAGGUACGAGACUGUCUCUACAUUCCUAUUAAUCUUGCUAUUAUAUGCAGCAUCUUUCAACAGUACAUUAUGAACAAGGAGCAAGUGCCAUUGAAAGGUAUCAUGACUUCAACUAAACUGUACGAGGCAAUGAUUAAAAUGUUACUCUAUCGACACAUUAAAAGUCAAACACAAGAGCUAGUAAGUGUUGACUUGUACAAUCUUCCUCAUCCCAUACAAGAGGAGUUCGCCUCUCUUUGCCAUAUGGCUUAUGAUGGCUUGAAAAAUCGUGCCACUGAGCUCUUAUUUUAUGCUAAUAAAGAUUUUGAGACCCUUGGAAUGAUGCAGAAAGAAGUUCAAGUUUAUCCGGGGACAGGUGAUGUCAUUGCUUAUUCCUUUCUUCAUCUCACCAUUCAAGAGUUUCUUGCAGCUUACCACAUUUCUCAACUGCCAAGAAAUAAAAUUGAAGAUAUCUUUAAUAGAUUAAGGCAUGUUAUGAAAUUUUCUACUAUGCUUUGCUUUUUAUCUGGCUUGACAGAGCUGCAAUCAAUCACCCCAAGAGUUGAUGACGACUUGUACAGUAUGACCCUAUUUCAUUGCCUCUAUGAAUCUGGAAAUGAAUCCCUCACAGCAAGUUUAUUUGAAAAAAAAAUUAUACAGGGUUCGUCGCAUUCUUCCUUCACCCUCACCUCAGGACAUGUUCAUUCUUGGUAGGUGUAUAGCA
This is a messenger RNA of Amphimedon queenslandica, 2385 nucleotides long. RefSeq lists its product as uncharacterized. The record is from RefSeq and is a predicted model, not a curated record. Gene Ontology annotation, biological process: signal transduction. NCBI's taxonomy places the organism in Eukaryota, Metazoa, Porifera, Demospongiae, Haplosclerida, Niphatidae. Gene Ontology annotation, molecular function: protein binding. Bases 27 to 2375 code for a protein of 782 amino acids. The transcript is spliced from 4 exons.